ACAGAACGACGAAAUCAGUUAUAGCAUAGUCUACGCUACCUCCAGAAAUUAAAAAUGAGGGAAAUUGUUCAUCUUCAAGCCGGCCAGUGCGGAAACCAGAUUGGUGCCAAGUUUUGGGAGGUGAUCAGUGAUGAGCACGGUAUUGACCCAACUGGUACAUACCACGGUGACAGUGACCUGCAGCUGGACAGGAUCAAUGUCUACUACAAUGAAGCCUCAGGUGGUAAAUAUGUGCCCCGUGCUGUGCUGGUUGAUCUGGAGCCAGGCACCAUGGACUCUGUGAGGUCUGGACCUUUUGGCCAGGUCUUCAGACCAGACAACUUUGUGUUCGGUCAGAGCGGGGCUGGCAACAACUGGGCUAAGGGUCACUACACAGAAGGCGCAGAGCUGGUGGACUCUGUCCUGGAUGUGGUGAGGAAAGAGGCUGAGAGCUGCGACUGCCUCCAGGGCUUCCAGCUUACACACUCCCUGGGUGGUGGCACAGGCUCCGGUAUGGGCACCCUGCUCAUCAGCAAGAUCCGUGAAGAGUACCCUGACCGCAUCAUGAACACCUUCAGUGUGGUGCCUUCCCCCAAAGUAUCAGACACAGUCGUUGAGCCUUACAACGCCACGUUAUCAGUCCACCAGCUUGUAGAAAACACAGACGAGACCUACUGCAUCGAUAAUGAAGCCCUGUACGAUAUCUGUUUCCGUACCCUCAAACUCACAACCCCCUCAUACGGUGACCUCAACCACUUGGUCUCUGCAACCAUGAGCGGCGUCACCACCUGCCUCAGGUUUCCUGGACAGCUCAACGCUGACCUGCGUAAGCUCGCUGUAAACAUGGUGCCAUUCCCCCGUCUGCACUUCUUCAUGCCUGGCUUCGCUCCCCUCACAAGCCGAGGCAGCCAGCAGUACAGAUCGCUAACCGUGCCAGAGCUGACCCAGCAGAUGUUCGACGCCAAGAACAUGAUGGCCGCCUGUGACCCACGUCAUGGUCGCUACCUGACAGUGGCCGCCAUCUUCCGUGGUCGCAUGUCCAUGAAGGAGGUGGACGAGCAAAUGCUGAACGUGCAGAACAAGAACAGCAGCUACUUCGUUGAGUGGAUCCCCAACAACGUCAAGACCGCCGUCUGUGACAUUCCUCCCCGUGGCCUCAAGAUGGCCGCCACAUUCAUCGGCAACAGCACAGCCAUCCAGGAGCUGUUCAAGCGCAUCUCUGAGCAGUUCACAGCCAUGUUCAGGCGCAAAGCUUUCCUCCACUGGUACACUGGCGAAGGCAUGGAUGAGAUGGAGUUCACUGAGGCAGAGAGCAACAUGAACGACCUGGUGUCCGAGUACCAGCAGUACCAGGAUGCCACUGCCGAGGAGGAGGGCGAGUUUGAAGAGGAGGGAGAGGAGGAGCUGGCCUAAAUGUAUCACUUUUCCAAAGCUCUGCUGUCAAAGCAUUGCAGUCUAAUGUAAUGUUCUAAGUCCUUUCCAGUUUGCAGUGUUCUGUCUGCAAUGAAAUGUAAUGUUCUAAGUUCUUCCAGUUUUCAGUGUUCUGUCUGCUGUUCAUGUUAAUAAAAGUUCUUCUGCAUAUAA
Molecule: messenger RNA, 1563 nt
Organism: Plectropomus leopardus (leopard coralgrouper)
Lineage: Eukaryota; Metazoa; Chordata; Actinopteri; Perciformes; Serranidae
Gene: tubb2b
Product: tubulin, beta 2b
Biological process (GO): microtubule-based process
Cellular component (GO): microtubule
Molecular function (GO): GTP binding; structural constituent of cytoskeleton; GTPase activity
Source: RefSeq, a predicted model, not a curated record